AUGGAGAGGAAUUUCGUGGCAGAAGAUGAGCGUACAGAGGGAUUCACCCAUGUGGUCCUCAUAACCACCGGGAGUGUGGCCUCGAUCAAGGCGCCUCUCAUUGUCGCGGAGUUACUCACGUACAACAAUGUCAAGGUCGAGGUAGUAGCCACCGAGGCCUCCCUAUCAUUCUACGACCACCAAGAAAUAGAGAAGACCGGUGUCAGAGUCUGGAGGAACAAGGAUGAAUGGGGACCGUAUGGGGAUUACAAGAUCGGUGACCCUAUCCUACACAUAGAGCUUCGGCGUUGGGCGGACAUAGUCCUUCUCGCUCCUUGCUCCGCGAAUUCACUGUCCAAGAUCGCCAACGGCGUUUGCGACAACCUAGCAACGUCUCUGUUACGGGCCCUUGCUCCGACGACGCCAACUUACGUUUUUCCCGCCAUGAAUACGCUAAUGUACGAGCACCCGCUCACAGAGCAGCACCUACGCGUCGUGCGUGAGGUCAUUGGAUACAACGUCGUCGGCCCCAUUGGCAAGAAGCUCGCAUGCGGUGACAUCGGUCUCGGAGCCAUGACUGAAUGGCGGGACAUCGUCCAAAUCGUCGUCGACCGAUUUAACCUGUCGAAACGGGCGACGGAGUGA
Messenger RNA from Dichomitus squalens LYAD-421 SS1, 624 nucleotides. RefSeq names its product flavo protein. The record is from RefSeq and is a predicted model, not a curated record. Gene Ontology annotation, cellular component: phosphopantothenoylcysteine decarboxylase complex. The transcript has 5 exons. The coding region runs from base 1 to 624 and encodes 207 amino acids. Gene Ontology annotation, biological process: coenzyme A biosynthetic process. Gene Ontology annotation, molecular function: FMN binding; phosphopantothenoylcysteine decarboxylase activity. Lineage: Eukaryota; Fungi; Basidiomycota; Agaricomycetes; Polyporales; Polyporaceae.